GUAUGUACAGUGCAUAUGGACUAGGUCAUGUGUGACCGUUAUUUGCACUUGUGUUUACAAGAAGAGAAUACUAGCUGGCUAGCAAUGCCUAGCCUGGCUGUUGUGGGAUGUAGCUUGUACUGUAUUAUUAGGGAGGAAAGGAUAGUUGGUAAUGGUUCUGCGACCUUUUCUGUAAGCGCAGGGAUUCUAGAGUGUUGGAACGGGAUAAACACAGGCAGCUGUGCAUCCAGGAAACACCCAUAACUUUGUGGAAGGAACCAGGCUGACUUUUGUGAAUACGAAUUAAAUAUUGUCUUUCUGAACUUGAAAUCACCAGUUGUAGACUACUCGAUAAUAUUAUGCAUCAUAUAUUGCCUGCAUGUAGGACACUUCCUUUGGAGUACAUGCCUAUGAGCCAGAUGCCUCGCAGUCACAACCCCUAUCUGGACAGAGAGCAUUGCCUGUUAUGUCGCCGUGAGAGGCCGGACCCUCCAGCUAAUCGUAUACCCCCUGGAGUUGGUAGUGAGAAGGAAAAUAACAGGCAGUUACCCAUUACACAGAUGCCACUUUGGUUAUGUCCUGACUGCCGCCGUACUGUGGAGGAAGAAGAAGCUAACUCUACCAAGAACUUUGAUCCAUCCGCUAUUGGGGAGUUGCUACUACCUUCUACGCUUCCUCUUAUCACCGGUCUUGAUGGGGCAUUCAGCUCAUCCUCCAGUGUGGGAGGGGAUACCUCAUCCGUGGUAACCAGUACCAGCGGAGGCAAGGGAGGAAGCGGUGGUGGUGAUGGGAGAGGAGGGGGUGGAGAUGGGCCAUGUCAGUGUGAGCCGUGCAGGGAGAGGAGGGAGAUUGCCGCUGAGCAGGAGCACUCCCGUCAGCAGCUGGGGGAGUGCUGGACGGAGCUGAGUCACCUUGUACGCUGUGUCUAUUGGGAGGCUGGUACCUCUCUAACUGGCGAGGAAAGCACAACUAAGCUGAGUCUACCGCGAAUGAAAGAACUGGUCCGCCGUCUCUGUGCCCAUGACCCUCAUCUACUCUACAUGAGGCUGGAGGUGGAGGUAGAGGACUUCAUCAAGGAGAUGAGGGAGAGGCUUCUCAAGCAGCUAGAUGGGGGCUUCAGGACACCGCCCCUCGCCAAACAGUUCAUCACCAUGCUGUUGGAAGAGUAUGCAGCGCUUUGUUCGGCGGCUCAAACACUACUGGCAAUCUUAGAAGAGUUGGAGAAAGAGCACCUUCACAAGUUCAACCUGACGUGGCCGCUGCACAACAAGCACCUGUUUCAUUCCCUGAUCUACAUGGAGCCAGGUCUUCAUGAUAACCUUGGUACACUCAUCAAGCAGCUUAGGACUGUGGCUAGUCAGAAGGAACCAUACCAUGAAGACUGCUACUCUAAUCUACUCCAGAGAUAUCUACAAUUCGACAAUGAUAUGUCAGUGAUAGCCGUUGUAUGGAGGGAUUGUCAGCAGCUGAUUGAAGACUAUACCGAUGAACAGGAAUUAUACAAAGGGAAGGAGGCCCUCAACCGCUCAUGGGAUACAGGCGUGACCACAACGAGGCCACGUCCGCUAUCCUGUGAGGCCAAUAAGACUAGUAACAGCAGGAAUCUAUACCAGUGCCACUCUGCGUUGAUCAAUCACAUGGCUAAUGGGAGUGGGACUCAAGAGAAUAACACUACGAACCACAGAGGCUCUACAAAGAAAAAGUGCCUGUGUGAUGACUGCAGCCUAAACAGACUUACAUCAAGCCUGUUGACCCCCGACCUCUACGAAGAGAUUGGUCUGAAGCACCUGAGCGAGGCAGCGCCCGGGGGCCAGCUAUCGGCCCUGGAUACCUACCUUCAGUCUAUCAAUCCGCCCGACCUGUCUUCCACCACAUCCUCGUCGGAUUGUUCUUCCCAAGGCGACAGUGAAGAAGUCAUCCCCAUCUUCUCUCGCAGUGACCUCAUUCACUCGGGUUUCUGUUCUCCAAGAAGCGACGACUCCGAUGACUCCGACGACCUUGACUCAGAGUCAUCACCUUCACCGUCCCAUGAGAAUGCCUUUGAAGACGAAGACGAUGACGGCGAAGGAAGACAGAAUGAGAACUCAUCGUCGAGGGGGAGGACGAGGUGUAGAGCGUCUUACUCUGGAGGGGACAGGCAGAGCAAUGGUGGUGAUGUCAAGAAGGAUUCCAAUGUUUCCAGUAAUCAGCCGUGUGAGUGUCAUGUUUGUUCUGCCAACAACGGUACACAUCUUUCUACUUCUGCCAUGAUGGCUGGAGACAACAAACCCUCGUACCUCUUUUAUCCAAACCUCCAGAGCCACCAACCACUAGACCUCAGCCAUCCGGGCAUCUCGGCCAAACACCCUCUCAUCCACCCACAUCUAUACAACCUGACCUCGCAGAAACCCAACAAGAUCCCUAACCACUCCCAACAAGCAUUCCAGCUCAGUCUUGACGCUUCCGAUGGCCUCCAGAACUACGGCGACUGGAACAGUGCCUACGAGAGCGCCAAGAUGGUCCUUCACACGCAUUCUCAUGCUCACUUCGGGCAUGAGGAGGCACCAGACCUCAUUCAGAGUGCCAAAGCAGCAAUCCAGUCAAACUGCCGUGCGGAGAAGAGCGAAAACCGUUCAGCAAAGAUAGUACCAGUUCAUCAGGGGCAACACAACUCUGAAGGAAAGGCCACCAAGGAGGAGAAAGGGAAGAAGCACAACCAUGAUGGCUCCGGGGUAAUCAGCAAUGGUAUAAGCGAGUGGACCAAGCAACAGAGACUAGCGCAACACCUCCACAGUGAGAAGGGCAAGAACUCUAGUCUUGUAGCUCAAGAGCUUUGUGCCAAGCAUAAUUUUCCAGCGGUACCGAAGCUUCCCAACAACGUCUUAAUCUCCCCAACUCUCCUUCAGGGAACGGAUGCAACGAGCGGAACAAUGACCCAAGAGAGUCUGGCACAGCAGUUCAGCUCGGGGGUUCUAACUCAGCAGGCUCUGAUGACCCAGGGCAUGCUGGCUGCUCAAGGGACAAGCCUUCAGUUGCAGAAUGCAGGCAUUCAUGUUGCUGAUGUGCACCAUCUCCAGCAGCAGCAGCAACAGCAUGCUGCACCAUCAGAUGGCAAGAAGAAGAAGAAAAAUCAAGGUGGGGUGGAGGAUAGUUUACCUGCUGAACCAACAGUCAGACUACCCGAUUACCUAAAUGAGCAACACCUGCAUACGUGUUCCCAUCAGAACCAAAUCUCUCACUCAUCCAGUGUCCUGGGCACCAAUGCUGGCCUGUGUAGUAGCUCCAUGCAGACUACGCCUAGUACUCCAAACUCUGCCAGUGUGUGCAGUAGUGAACCAGACUAUGAAACCCCUAACUACCAACACGACGAGGACACGCCCAGUAACUAUGAUGACAAGGACUCAAAUGCAUCAAGCACCACCAGGGAGAGAGAAUCUAAACAUUGUGAAUGCUGCUACUGUGAAUUCUUUGGACAGGGGCCCCAACCUGCUCCAACGAGUCGAAACUACACUGAAAUCAGAGACAGACUGCGACUAAGACUAAGAGAGCGAAAGCAACCCAAAGACCAAUCACCUACCCAUGAACCACCCACUCCACAUCCUCCUAAUGACCUGCUACACGCGGACGAACGCAAGGUGGAGGAUCUACUCUCGUUCAUAGAGGGCGCUAAAAAGACCAAGAGCAGUUCCAAAGCAGCUAAACGACAACGGCAGAGGCAGAAGAAGGCUGAGCAAAAAUCCAAAAGUGUGCCUGAUAAUGGUCACAAGAAAGACAUCCCUGUACCUGUGUCCCUGCAUCAUCACCAUCACCACCACCACCAUCAUCAUGUGGAAGUAUCCAGGGAGAAGCAACAUGAGGCAACAUCACAGCACAACACCAACUGUACGGCAAAGCCUUCCCAUCCAAUCAAACAACUACAUCAGGCUCCUGCCAAACAACAAUCGCAGUCUCAAGAAACCCAGUCCGAGUCCAAGUCUGUACCGGCAUCGAAGGGUCACCCCAGACCACAGUUGGACCAACGCACCCGCGUGGUAGCUUCUCAACCCUUGUGCAUGUCGAUGACUGGGUCUUCACCAUCAGCAGAGUCGUCCACACAAGCUUCCGCAAACUCCAGAGCAGUUCCCAUGGUGACUUCUCAGGAGAGUGUCCCUAAAGGCGAAAGCAACAGUACCAGCAAGAAAGGCAAAGGUUCAGGAGUGACCCAACCGCAAGUUCAGGCGAUUGCGCCAUCAUCGAACAGUGGUAAUAAGAACUUGGAGAAUAAAGCCAAAGGUAAACAGAAUGGAGCUGGGAAGCAGGGACCAUCGUUAGCUCAUCAUCCUUCAGAGGCUAGCGUGGAUGGCAGAGGAAAGACAGAUCAAGAAACGGGGAAAUCCCUGAAUAAGCGUGAUCAUGUGGUCAGCAAUAAGACAGGCAGUCAAUCAUCUCAGCAGAGAAUUGUCCAAAAUCAGAAGCAUCAACAACAACAGAAGACUGACAAGACACCCAGACAUGACAACACUAAUGCAUGGAAGACGUCUUCAAUGGGAGGACAGGAGAGGUUACUGAAUGGCAAUGCAAGUGACAGCUGCAGUGGCAUUAGCAGCAGGUGUAACAGUGUUGGUAGCAAGAUCAACAACAGCAGGACCAAGCAGGGUGGAGCUCCUUCAACCAACAUUGAUGACCCCCAUUUGAAGAAGCAGACUAAUCUCAAGCCAUCACAUGGUACGCCGAUGUCAGCAGCAACAGCACAGGGUAAUCCAAAGGCCACUACCACCAUUAACACCAAGAAGGCCAACCAGACUUCCAACAGCAUCAAGGAAAGGCUACCACAGAAGAUGGAGGAGACAGCCACUGCCAGACUGGCCAGCAAGCGAUCCGAGACCAAUCACAAGAUGGAUACCAGGACAUCUCAGAAUGGAGGUGGUCAUGACCAGAUGACUAAUGGACUAGCGCUGUCCAAUGGAAGCAGCACCACCAACAAGAGACGAAAGAAGAAGAAGAACUCUGACAAUCCAAAUGCAUCCAUUGAUGAGAUCUUCCUUCCAAAGGAAAAUAUAGACAUGAACGAAAUGGACGAGACUGAGAGAGAGCUUGAAGCUUUCAAAAGGUUCUGCAUGGCUUCGACCCCUCAGCAACACAAGGAGAAGGUUGUCUUCAACGUCAAGGACCUGGCCCUGAAGAAGAGUAGUCUUCAGGCUCAUUAAGACGCAUCAUUCCAUACAUGUACCAACUAGACCAAGACAAACAGACCCAAAGCACCACCUCUCUCAAUGGUAACAGGGUUUCCUGCACUAGAGACUUGGAGACUUGAUAAAAAGUCAAAUGAGAUGUCAUACUUUUAGAUAAAUUUCACAGACCAAACCACAAAACUUGAAUUAAAUCCAGUGAGAUGUCACCAUGAAGAUAACAUUCACAGACCAAAUGCAAUAUGCUCACUUCCAUGAAGCAACUCUUAUAAAAGAGAUGAAGAUCGCCCUUCAUUUACUUUACAUUUCGUUGAUAAGAGGUAUAUCGGCCCUGAUAGUGGGUGGUUAGCAAUAGGGUUAUGGUCCCAAGACCAGAAUAGAACUAAAUGCUGCUAUUACAAACUAGACCCUUGGACUGAAGGACAUAGUUAUCACUUCUUGCACUGAAACUUUUGUUCCAUGGUUGACACUAAAGAAUGCAUGCAGAAAAGUUUUCUUUUUUUUUCUACAAAUUUCAACAGAAAGAUAAAAGAAUCCAAAGCAAAAUUAUCGAUCAUAUUUAGAAAAGAUUCACAGAUAAUACACAGAUUCCAGUGACUUCUAGAAUCUCUUUGAAAACAAGGUAAGUGCCACCAAAAUAAUCCAAGACAAUAUGUUACCUUCAUCUGCCUGUAUCUGUUCUAAGAUCCAGCUUACAUUCUAUCCAUCUCCAAUAUCAGAAGAUGUAAGACAGGCUUCUAAACUUUUUAAGUAGCAAGGAGACUAAGAGGCAAAAAAAACUUCCCUUCUAUUGCUGUUUCACCAUCCACUCUUAUGCAACCACCACUUUCACCACUGGGCAACUGCAUAAUGUAUGUUCAUCAUACUUCCGAUUUGUGGGAUCAUCCUGAAAAUAUUUGUCUCUCUUUUUUUUUAAUAUUCUUAUCAUCAGUUGUAAUCCUCCCAGAUUACUGCAUAUGCCAUCAUUUCAUGAACUGACAUAUAAAAUAGAGAGCAAUGAGGGUCUUACAAACGAAAUUGCUUAUUAUUAUCAUACAAAUUCUUUCCUUCUCCAUCUCUGGAUUGGCCCAUACUUGAAUGAUGAAUAGGACUUCAUCCUCAUGAUUACGAAUCAGUUGUUCAGCUGUGCAAUAUAUGAAUCACACAGAUUUCUAGACAAAUGCUGACAAUGCUGUUGAAAUACAUUUUACAUCAAUUAAGUAGAGGUCUGAAGACACAUAGAAUCUAUCAGGUAGAUUUGAAAAGAGAAAUUUUUUUUUUACACAACAGAAGAUAACAAAGAGCUUCAUUCAAUUCAGUGGAUUCACAAUACGGUGCGCCAUCUAUCGGUUGGCAGCAGACAGGCCGAUUUCUAACUGUUGGGUUGACAUCACGCGCAGGCUAGGCGCAGCCAGUGCAUAAUGCUGGUAUAAAGAUGCUUAAAAAAUGAAAAUAUGAGGAAGAAUUCACCGAAAACAGUUUGAAUUUCCCAAAGAAAUCUGCAGCCACGUUGGUCAGUGCAUAAUCGCAUGCAUAAGCAUUAUAGCCCGCUCAGCAGAUAUGUCAACUUUUUCCCUUGAGGCAUUGCGAAUUUCGGCCUGCCCGCUGCCGAUAGGUGGUGCACCGAAUUGUGAAGCCACCGAAUUCCAAGGAAUGCGUAGGAAAUCUCCCGACUGCAUUGGUUGGGUCAGUCUGACAGGAAUCUAUUUCAGCUUUGAAAAGAUCGAUUAUUGCAUGCUCUUUCAGAUUUGCAAUUCUGACAAAUUGAUAAAUUAUGAAUGAAGGUUAAUGGAUUGAUGUUGGCAAUUACUACUGAAUGUAGACUGAAAAUCAGUCUGUUUUCAUCAGCAGAUUUUUCAGUCUAUACCAAGUGGCAUUUCAUGAAAAUUCAAGUGUGACUUAGGGGGUGUUGCAAGAAGAUAUUUGCAAAUUUAAGUUGCAAGUUUAACUUAAGUAAAUUGAUUUAUUCUUGUUAAUACAAGAAACAGACCUGUGAUUAGUUGGUCAUUGUUGAAAGUGCUCACUAUUUAACAUGAAUUCUCAUUGAUGGAUACACAGUGAUCUGUGCAUGACGUGUCACAUACUGCAUCCGUAUGGAAAUUGAUACGCGAUUUUAGAGACACUUGAAUUUUUGUGAAAUGCUCACCUGGUAAACUUCUUUGUAUGAAGAUUUAGCUUGUUCUGAGGCCACGGCAGCGAAACACACUGACACCCAUGCAAUUUGGGUAUGAAGUAAAGAAAUUUAGGAUGAUCGAAUUCAUCUUUCUAUUCCUCGCAUUUUUAUUUAUCUGUUCUUCAUUCCACGGGGAAAUGUUUGGAAGCUUGCUUUCUGAAAGUGAAGGAAGGGUAUAAUAUAUUCAAGUAUUAUGGUGUAAAGCGGAUUGAGAAAGUUAGAGUUUUGGUUAUUGUACUUCGAAAGCACACAUGGUAUCCUUGAAAGCACACCAUCCACUCAUGUAGAGAUAAGUUUCAUGAUCCACAGAAUGACUUGUAUGGGAGAGUAAGAAGCUAGAUGAGGUAAUGCAAUUAUUGAAUAUGCAGAUGAGCAAUGCAUUAGAUUCAGGAAACAUAAAAUUUUCUGUUUUACCAAAGCAUAAUGCACUUUUGUGAAAAUGAAGGCAAUUGGAUUUUGUUUUCCAGAAGAAAAAAAAAUAAUUUAUGGUCUGUAAUACAAGUGUAGAGAUGGUCUGAUAGAAAAAAAUUGUCUGAAUAUGAUGCAGAAUGUAGUAUUACUCAAACACCAAGUGUUGAAAACUAAUGAAUAUUUUUUAAUAUGAAUCUGGUCUCAUAAUUGUCCCGAACAUUUCUUCUUUAAAGUUUUGAGUGCGUGAAAUAUGUAUUGAAGUUAUACAGUGUAUGUCCAAGCACCAUACUUUAUACAGUGAAACCGGGUCACUGGUGAAAUGUUUUUCCAGCAGACCAAAUGAUUUGAGAAAAUGAAACAAAAUUAACAUUUAUUGGAAGUGUAGCAAUGACAAAAGAAAAAUAGCCUCAACAAAUUUUGGUAGGAUUAAUUUAUGCCUGAUUGAAUUUAAAGUAUGUUUUUAUUCGUCAAAAAUAUUGUGACUAUUUCAUUUUAUUAUAAGAAAAUGUGAUUUGUAGAAAUUUGAACUGUCAAAGUAAUGUUAUCAUUUGCCUCUUUUUAUGGUGUCUGUGAAGGGCCAAUACAAAGUGUUGCUUUUGCCCUCCUUUUGGUACACAAAAUUACAAGUGAAAGAUAUAAAAUGAAAUUUGCAGGUUUUGGGUGUUCCAGAAUUUUCUGAAACAUGUCAUUUCCAAAUGGCAGACUUGGACUUUUUAAAGACUUGACCACAAAGAAACUUAUUUGAGAAUGGCCUUGUGAUGUUUGUUUAUUGAUAAGUCAACUUUUUGAGAAUGAAGAUUCUGAGAAUGUACUUAUCUUGGCUUGUAUGUAAUAAGUCGAGGUUUAAAAGUUUGUUGCAGACAUACGUUUCCUUCCCUCUUUAUUAUUAUUUUUUUGACAAUGACUUUUGUAGUGUGGAUUAGAUGAUGCAUAUGACAAGAAAUGUUGCGUUUAUUAUUAAUGCGAAAAAUUCCAGUGCAUAUUAGCCAUUUUCAUUAUGUAAACAAAAUGCUAACAAUAAAAAGACAUUGA
Messenger RNA from Lytechinus variegatus (green sea urchin), 8721 nucleotides. Its product is annotated as protein FAM193A-like. The transcript has 18 exons. NCBI's taxonomy places the organism in Eukaryota, Metazoa, Echinodermata, Echinoidea, Temnopleuroida, Toxopneustidae. Bases 339 to 5144 code for a protein of 1601 amino acids. The record is from RefSeq and is a predicted model, not a curated record.